ACGGAGCGGACGGAAGGGCGGUAAAUUAAUGCGUUAAAUGCGUGCGUCCUUCGUAAGAAAAAUACCUCGUCGCAACAAUUUCUGGAGAUGCACAAAAGCCAGAACGAUAUUCAGAAUUUUCUGUAGCGUACAAGAAAAAUCCUCUUGACUUUGUCAUUGCUUGUAUUGUUGAAAUAAGUGGAUAACAGAAUACCGAGCAGAAUUUAUUGAUCAAAUGUUAAGGAGAGCGAGUUAACGAUAUUGGUAACUUCAGAACCCAUCAGUUGGUCGACAGGAGGAGAGGCAUAUAUAGUGGACUUCAGUUGAGGAUAAAAACUUACUGGAUAUUUAACACAGCAAACAUGAUGUACUUAGCAAACGGGCAGUUUGACCGAUGCGACAACUACAACCCAGCCGCCCGCCACGACCCCCGUAGUGGACUGACCGUUACCCAUCAGCCUUACCCAUCUUCCCACAUCAACCCUAACUCAAGCGUCUCCUAUACCACCAGCGAUCAGGCAAUGCUCAUUGAAGACCAGCUCACGUCUAGUGGAGGCCAUCAUGGUCGACCAGGGCGUGGAGGUGGUGGUCGACGAGGAGGUUCAAGUCGGCUUGGUUCCAGGCGUGGGAUACACAAGAACAAACAACCUGAAAUCAGACCGUGGAACAGCAACUUAUUAGCAUGCUGUGAUGAUCCAGAAAUAUGUAUUACAGGACUGGCCUGUUCCCCUUGCCUAGCCAGCCGUCUUUCUGAGAGACUAGGAGAGAACCCCCUAGCAUGCUGUCUACCUUUCGGUUGUGUAGCAUUACGUGUCAAACUACGUACUCAACAUCAUAUACGGGGUGACAUUUGCUCUGAUUACGGAGUCACGUGUUGUUGUGGUUGUCCACUGUCACUCUGCCAAAUGUGGCGGGAACUGGAUUACAUCGAAAAGAAGAACAACCCUGGGUUGUCUGCCAACGGUGGUCAUGGAAACCAGAAUAAUACUCCCUCAACGUCAAGCCGGAGUUUCCUCGAUAUGCUUACAUUUUAAAAUUGUCGACUAAUGCUGAAUAUUUUGGUGAUUUUAUAUGAAGAACAUUUUCGUAAAUUUGUCAAGUGUUAAUCACUGUCUCUCAUCUGUAAUAUUUUUUUAAUAUGAUAUUUAUAUCGGAAGAAAAUGAGAAGGUUUCAAGGCAUUUCUUCAGAGUUGACAUUGUAAAUAUUGAUGUUAAUGAAUGCAAAUUUCAGUUUUCUUUUCAUCCACAAAGAAAUAGACCCAUCACCGUAGUUAAACAAAAGAAAAUGAUAUAACUUUCUCAAGGUUUUGGGAAUCAUGAAUAUAUUGUAUGGUUUAUAGACGUCAUUAGGAUGUAUUUGUCAAACAUUUUAGAAAACAUCAGAGUGAUCACAUUGUAGUAUUUGCUUCAUUAUACAAUCGAGCUAUUAGCUCCAUGAUUAUACAUCACAUCCACUAUUAA
Lytechinus variegatus (green sea urchin) is the source of this 1440-nucleotide messenger RNA. RefSeq lists its product as uncharacterized. Lineage: Eukaryota; Metazoa; Echinodermata; Echinoidea; Temnopleuroida; Toxopneustidae. The transcript is spliced from 5 exons. Bases 342 to 1013 code for a protein of 223 amino acids. The record is from RefSeq and is a predicted model, not a curated record.